Messenger RNA from Onthophagus taurus, 1730 nucleotides. RefSeq lists its product as uncharacterized. The record is from RefSeq and is a predicted model, not a curated record. Lineage: Eukaryota; Metazoa; Arthropoda; Insecta; Coleoptera; Scarabaeidae. Gene Ontology annotation, molecular function: protein binding.
UUCUUUCCAAGCCCAGUACUGUUCGUAAUUUCGAGCGCGCACGCAGCUCUUAGGAUUAUUCUCUUCAUUCUCCCUCUUAUUUUUGGUUUAGCUUCGACAACCGCAACGACGGCGAAUGUUAGCGUUAAAAAUUCAGUGUGGUUCGUGAAGAUGUGCUGAUUGUUUAAUUUAAUUUAAUUUAGUGAAAACGAUUUUCUGGAACACCCCGAUUAGAGUUGCAGAGAUGGUUCUGUUUCGGCAUUCGGAAUCAGCGCACGCGCUUUCAUCAUCCGAGGGUGCUACAGAGGGUGUGACUCCUCAAAGGGCAUCAGCUGAAUCUCAAAAAUUAAGUUUAAUGACUCAAGGAAAAAAUGGAUCUUGCGAGGAAUUUCAGUUCAAUAAAGAUUUGAGGAGUUGGAACGGGACGAUAUCGCAAAGAUGGCGAAAAUUGCGGCGAUGCUGUUCGUCUUUAAGGUCCCCUAGUACUCCAGCACCUCCAGAACCAUGCAGAGAUUCACUUUUAGAUGAUACUCACAGCUCUCCAAUUCUAGUCAGUCUUCCCCAAAUAAGCACAUCAUUGCGAAUUCCAAAUUCUACGAAAAAAAGUAGCGUCCAAGAAGUUAUAAGAUCGAAAUUGAACCGUAUACAUGUGGGCCUAAGAAAGAGACGCGCAGUUUCCGUCCACGAAGUUUUCAACAGCCCAACUCACGAUCAACAACCGACGUUUUACGUUCCAUCGCCGAACGAUAAAAAAGAAAGAGGUAGACAACGAACUAGAGAUUUGCCUAAGACUGUUACCAAAGAUCAUGGUUACCAUAGCUAUGAAGGAAACGAAGCCGAUAAAGCCCCAUUUGAACCGGAACCGGAUUACGAUGACGAUACUUGGUGCUCCAACCAAACUGGAAACUCGAGGAGGUGGUCCGUUGUUGAAGGUUUAGUUAGCUAUCAUUAUCAAAACCGGACCAAAACUCCCGUUGAUUCGGGAUCGAGUUCCGUCCCUUACGAAUUCGAGCCAAAACACCAAAACCAAAAAAUUCCACAACGAGACGACGUCAAAAAUAAAAUACCAAAGGCUAGGUUAAUGAAACAUCCAGAAAGAGCGAGGUCACAAUCGCCGGCCAAAAAUAAAAGCUAUUCCACCCCUUUGAAAAAUGUUUCUCCAGAAAAUAAAAAGGAACGUAAUUGCAAAAAUGGUCAAAACGUAGAUCUGAAUAAAAGUUUUAAUCAGAGUUAUCUAGAAGAACUAGAAGAAGAAAACGAGGAAGAAGAAGAGGAGGAAGAAAGCAAAUUUUGCACGCUACCAAGAGGAGGUGGUGUUGCCUUUACCAUAAAACAAGUUGUCUUCCAAAAAGGGCCCGGUUUAAAAGCCCUUGGUUUUAGCGUUGUGGGAGGAAGGGAUUCUCCAAGAGGCAGCAUGGGAAUUUAUGUCAAAACAAUUUUCCCCAACGGUCAAGCAGCAGAUUGUGGAUAUUUAAAAGAAGGUGAUGAAAUAUUGGCUGUAAACGGUAAACCAUUACCAGGAAUGUCACAUCAAGAAGCUAUAACAGUCUUCAAACAGAUAAAGGUGGGUCAAGUGAUUCUGCAUAUUGGCAGAAGGGUGCAACGCAAGAAGCGGGAAAGGCUCCCCCUGGCGGUGUGAGCUCUUCACGUUGGAGAGUAUUUACAUUCCUGUCAAUACAUUCUAUUCCAAAGAUACUUGUAAUAACUAUAUAAUAAAUAUAUUUAAAAUAAAUAACGAAAAAUGAAUAUUA